AUGUUCACGUUCCGCAUGGCGGACGACGUGUCGGCGGAGUGCCUCUUCGAGAGGCUCCGAGCCUUCCAGCCGCGCGCCCCCGACGCGGUGGAGGUGGCGCGCAACAUCACUGCACGCAUCAACUCCCGACUCUCCUCUCACGACAAACAUAUUCGCCAAUCAACUUUGGACAAGCUUUGGAGCAAGCAGUCUAGUUACAUUCAAACGCUGAUCACAAUCCUAGAAAACACACGAGACACAGCCACAUCCACGUAUAUAACGUCCAUCUUAAGAGAAACACUUUGCUUAAAGCAAGGAAGAGGAAGGAAAAACUCUGUUGCAAUUGAAAUGCAAGGAUUAAAGAAGAAAGAAACAAAAAAGAACGGCAAAGAGAACAAAGCGUUAUUUAUCAAAAAGGUGAAUAACGUCGCAAGGCAGCAAUGUGCACAGCAAUUCAUAUCUGUUAACGGAACCCAAGUUAUACUUCGGACACUUGUCAACACGCAGUGUAAACGAGACAGCAACGUAGGCACUGAAGUAAUGCUCCAGGAUCUAGUAUGGAUUGUAGCUGCACUAGCACCAAAAGAUCCCAAAUUCGCAAUGAAAGUCAGAAUGAUUGGAUGUGUCAGGACCAUGCACCUUAUAUUCAAGGGACAUUAUACAGAUAACAAACUCAUAUUUCCGCUCCUUGUGAUAAUAAAACAACUUUCCAAAAAUUCCGUUACCACUUCUAUACUUAUCCGCGAUGGUAUCGUCGCCACAUACGAACGGGUGCUGGUGAGUCUUGGUUACAUACCCACCGCGAGGCUCCGCCUGUGCCUCGAUGCCAUCGACUACUUCAGCAAAAACAAGGUAUGCUGCAUGCAAAUAGUCAAGACUGGAUUAGUUGCUGUACUUCUUCGAGUGUUCGAUCGGUGGGAUCGAUACGAAGGUCGCAUGAGACUUAAAAUUUGCGCCCAUAUUUUGCAAACCCUUCAACAUCUUUGUAAUAUAAAGGCUGGUCGUCGAGCGCUGUGUACGAAAAAACACGUGCAAAUCCUCCAUCGAUUCUGCUCACAGUGUCCUGACGAACCGGAAUUCGAUGGUGUUCUAGCGCGAGUAUGUUCUGUGAUCACCCUUUGUCUUAAGCAUCAAGCAUUACCCGUACCGAAUUCAAGUCCUGCUAUUUUUAACCUGAAUCCCAUACUAAAAGGAACAAACACAUCAUGGCCAUGUCAUGAAGAUGAAGAUGACGCCGCAAAUUCAGACACAAAAACUGUAAAUUCUGAUUUGGACGAUGACGAGCCGGAUUUAGAUAUCGUAGGUAUAGAAGAUUUUCCAGAUAUUGAUAGCGAUGGCCAAGAAAUAAAUUCGGAAAGAAAUAAUGAUAGCGAAAAAGGAAAUAAAACUAGUGAAAGUAUACAAAGUUCACUUUGGAUCAGUCCUAAUGAGAGAGAUACAGAAGACUUAAAGAAAUACUACAUUUAUUUUAAAGAAUUUGGUUCCUAUAAUAAACAAAUAAGACAAGUAAAAAGCCGUUCCAACUCUAGAGGAUCAAUACUCGAGGAAUUUUUAAAUCAAUCAAGUGGGAGUAAAAAUGUAUCUUCUUCGCUAAAUCUUUCACUGUGUGCCAUUCUAAGCAGCAAUGAUUACGAACGCGUUUCAGAACCCCAUACAUCUGUUUUCCAAUGUUGUAAUAGAAUUCAAGAAUCUUCGUCUUUCACUUCAAAUUCUUCGUUGAAAAUUUACAAAGAUAUAUCAAAAUAUAGUCUUUUCCAAACAGUUUACUGCGUGAUUGCAUCCAGAGUUCGAAGUGUUAUUCCAUUUGUUAAGGUUGCCUAUCCUGACAUGACAGGAGGCCAGAGCUUAAAUCACCCAGAACCGCUUAAUAAAAUGGAAAGAGCCGCUUGCCGGAGCAAAUUACUGUCGUGUGUGGAUAAGGCUAUUAACCCUGAAUCAUAUCUGAACGAAGUUGUAUACGAUUUGGACCAAUUGUGUACCGCAACCGCUUCCGACGGCUCGUCUCAGAAAAGUACGGACAGUGUUCUGUUGACUAACACGGACGAGCAAGAGAUCUCAAAGGCUAAUACUUUUCCAACACGCCUGAGCUUCGAGUCGAGAUUUGAAUCCGGUAAUCUUAGAAAAGCAAUACAGGUAGGUCCACGAGAAUACGAUCUGAUUCUGAUGCCGGACGUGAAUUCGCCCAAAAGGCAUCAAUGGUUUUAUUUCGAGGUGCGCAACAUGCAGGAGGGGCGGCCCUAUAUAUUUAAUAUCGUUAAUUGCGAGAAGUCAGACAGUCAGUUCAAUUUCGGUAUGAAGCCAGUUUUGUAUUCUGUGAAAGAAGCUAUUUCGGGAAAACCAGGAUGGGUGAGGGCUGGUUCAGACAUCUGCUACUAUCGAAACAGCUAUCACUACGCAAACCAGAAGAGCCACAACAAAUGCUACCUAACAGUCACCUUCAACAUCGAGUUCCCUCACACAAACGAUGUGUGCUACAUCGCCUACCAUUUUCCUUUCACCUACUCUAUGCUAAUGACACGCAUUAUGCAAUGGAGCCUCCAACUACCCUUAGGAACAUAUCUACGAGCGGAAGCAUUAUGCUACUCAUUGAAUAACAAUGAAGUUCCUUUGCUGACAAUUACCGCGGAAGACAGCACCUCUAAUCCCAUUGUGGAUCGCGACGUAAUAUUUCUUACGGCUCGAGUGCAUCCCGGCGAGAGUAACGCCUCUUGGGUUAUGGAUGGAACGCUGCGCUGCUUGCUGAGCGACUCGGCCAAUGCGGCUGCGAUUCGUUCCAAAUACGUGUUCAAAAUCGUGCCGAUGCUCAACGUCGAAGGUGUCAUCAACGGCUGG
Molecule: messenger RNA, 2811 nt
Organism: Iphiclides podalirius (scarce swallowtail)
Lineage: Eukaryota; Metazoa; Arthropoda; Insecta; Lepidoptera; Papilionidae
Source: the annotation of a GenBank genome assembly